AUCAAUAUAAUCACAAUAGCUCAGAGCCCCCAGUUAGGAAAAUCUCUAACAUUCAGAGAGAGAUAUAAAAUAUCUCAUAACAUCCUUGACCUAAUUCAAAGUUUAGCAUAUCUCUAGCUAUUCCCUAAUCUCUUUUAUGUUUGUUGCAAAAUCAGAAUAUAGGAAACAUUUGAAUAAGGGGAGUAAAUGCAAUACAUUGUAGUGUCAGUUGCUACAAAGGAACUGAGAAAAAACUUAGAGGGAAACUUCCCUCUAUCUUUGAAUGGGUGUAUAUAACUGAUAGCUUCAGGUCAAGCCCUCUUUUCUAAGAUUCUUUCAAAGCCCAAUGACAUGCCUCAGUCCUUCCCUUCUCUGCUAAAAUUCAGUCUUCAUGUCAGUUUCUCUUUCUGAUUUCUCUACUUUAGUUUACCAUUUUAAUUAUUUUCCCAUGCUCCCAAUUUUUCUAGCUUAGUUUAUCAAAUCCCAGGCAGAAUUGGCUGCUGAUUUUAAGCUCUUGCAGUUCCACUCACUUCUCUCACCCACUCUCUUGCAGAGAAUGAGUCCCUUUAAGAAUUCCUGGAACUCAAAUUAGUUCAAAUAUGGUGCCCAAAUCAGACUCCAAGACAAAGGAUAUGUUUGUCCUUCUAAACUACAAAUCCCAAGAUGUUGUUCAGCUCUUAAACACUGAUGAUAUAAAGAAAAUAGGAUCUGAGGAUAAAGAUACUUCUUUCUUAUGUCCACAUCCUUUCAUUUUAUAGUUUUUAAGAAAGAAAACACAUUAUCCUUCUAAUAUCACUUAUAAUUGAUGGUUUAUUUGUUUGGGGGACUUUUUGGUUAAAGUUCACUUUAAAACUAUGUUGGACUUAGAACUUUGCCAAUCCCCAUUUGGAGUCUUUUGUAUUCCUGCAUACUACAGGAUAAGAGGUUAGAGAAAGUUGUUAUCAAAACAAUUUCCCUUUAUCUCAUUUUCUAAUGAAUAGUUUCAAUAUUUUAAGGCCCUUAGCCUUUCAAAAAAGCAGAACUAAAUCCCUAAUCUUAAAUCGCCUUGUGAGGACUUUUCACAGGCUGAAAAGGAAAUGAGAUAUCUUCUAUCCCAUUCCUGUUCAUCCCAUGACAAACCAGUUAAUGGGAAUUGGAUUCAAUGAAAAUGUGUGCUGUCUUGUGUUCCUUCAGCAUCUUCUCUCCUUACAAGCUCUGCCUUCUCACCUAUCUACUGCAGACAUAUUCAAGAUUAAUUAACAAAGGGAUGAUGAUUUAAUAAUCUCUUUCUGAGCAACAAAAAACUGCCAAUCAACUUAGCUUCUGAAGUCAAUCUGAUUCUUUAAAAACCACUCAGAGUGAACCUGCAGGAUUAAUUGAUAAAAACACUUACAACAAUGUUGUUUUCUUCAUAGAGGAGAAAUGAUAGAUAAAGUCAAGUGAGUGAGUGAAAGUCUUUUGGGAGCCUAAAGAAAGGAAAUGAAGGCCAGCAACAAAACCCUGGGGAAAUAACAAGACUGAAAAAGGUGAAUGGAUCUAAUGUGAAAUGAGACAGAAAGGAGAAGGGAGAAGGAUUAACAAGCAAACAAAGCUAAGUGAGCUGCCCAUCAGAGGAACUUCACGCAGGGAGAGCUGUAUGAGGACUCUACAAUAAAGGGAAAGGACAGCAGGACCCUACGGUGCCAAAGGUUGAGUAUAUUUCAGGGAAGGUUUUUUUCACUACCAAUGUCGGUUUAACAAUGCUGAAGCAACUAAAAUCUGCAGAAAGACUAUUCUUGCUGCUUAAAAGGCAACCUCCGCUAAUCAUUCCUUCUGGAAGGAAAGGAAAAAUAUUUAAUGAAAUUCAAAGACUUGUAACUGAGGAUCCCAUGUGUUGGGUACAUGCUAUUUCAAUUUGGAGAAGUCUUUUAGAACUGGAAGAAAAACUUCCACUUGAAGUGUCCAAACCCCACAAAAGGACAGCCAGGGAAAAUGAAAACAUCAUCACUAAGAAGUUGAAAAUAGAACAAACACUAGUGAUACUAGGAGAUACAGAAUGCCAACUGGAAAAGCAAAAAAAUGACAAGCCCCAGGAACAUGAAAAUCUGAAGACUGAAAAAGAAAACUUUCAAGAAGAGUCAGAAAAUGAUGGGGAGAAAGGAGCUGAUCACCAAGGCCAAUUCACUUUCAGAGUCUCUUGUCGCUGUAGUGGAACAAUUGCAAAAACAUUUACCACAGAGGAGGUGGGAAGAGUUAUAGGAAUUGCUCUUAUAAAACAGUUUGGCUGGAAAGCAGAUUUGAGAAACCCCAAAUUAGAGAUAUUUAUACAUCUAAAUGACAUUUAUUCCGUGGUGGGGAUUCCUGUUUUCAGACUUCCUUUGGCAAGCAGAGCUUACAUCAAGGUGGCAGGACUUCGUUCUACUAUAGCUUGGACAAUGGCAUCUCUUGCUGAAAUCAAUGUUGGUGCAGUGGUUUUGGAUCCAAUGUGUGGACUUGGAACUAUCCUAUUGGAAGCUGCUAAGGAAUGGCCUAAUGCAUAUUAUUUGGGGGCUGAUGUAAGUGAUUCACAGUUAUCAGGUGCAUGCGACAAUCUAAAAUCUGCUGGUCUUGUGGAUAGAAUAGAAUUACUUAAAUUCUCUGUAACAGAAUUGCCAUUACUUUCUAAAAGUGUUGAUGUCAUUAUUUCUGAUAUUCCAUUUGGAAAAAAAUUUAAAUUAGGAAAAGACAUAAAAAGCAUUCUUCAUGAAAUGGAAAGAGUACUCUGUGUUGGAGGGACUAUUGUAUUGCUGCUCAGUGAAGAACUCCACAGGAACCUACAAGGUGGUAAGGAAAGUAACGUCCUGUGGAACUCCAGUAAGGCCAACACAGACGAAUUCAAAAUUCCAAAGUUUGCGAAUGACCAAGAAAAUAAUGGAAUUCAAGAGAAUGUUUCAUCUUCAUCUCAAGACCAUAGACAAGAAUGUUUGGACCAAGAGCCCAUUUUUGGCACUUUGGUACAAAUGGAAAGCCACAAAGUUAGCCUUGGAAGAACUGAGGCAUUCAUAUUGAAAUACAAGAAAAUCCAUGCUUCUGGACUACAACAGCCUUCUUGAUUUGAUUCAGUAUAUUGCACCACCCAGAUGAAGGAGAAUGUCAGUGGACUGAUCAUGCAAAUGUCAACAAUGCCAACAUUUAGGAUAAUAAGAAAUAAAAUUAAUUUUUAAAAUA
Molecule: messenger RNA, 3144 nt
Organism: Monodelphis domestica (gray short-tailed opossum)
Lineage: Eukaryota; Metazoa; Chordata; Mammalia; Didelphimorphia; Didelphidae
Source: RefSeq, a predicted model, not a curated record